This is a messenger RNA of Vicia villosa (hairy vetch), 1818 nucleotides long. Its product is annotated as shaggy-related protein kinase eta. Gene Ontology annotation, molecular function: ATP binding; protein serine/threonine kinase activity. The transcript is spliced from 12 exons. The record is from RefSeq and is a predicted model, not a curated record. Gene Ontology annotation, cellular component: cytoplasm. Gene Ontology annotation, biological process: protein phosphorylation; signal transduction. Lineage: Eukaryota; Viridiplantae; Streptophyta; Magnoliopsida; Fabales; Fabaceae. Bases 187 to 1329 code for a protein of 380 amino acids.
AAGGGUAGACAGAAAAGAAAGGAGAGAGAAAGAGAGAGAAGAGAAAAACAAGAGCUGGAAUCACAUGGACUUGUCUUUCUCUUGCUGGGUCCUCCAUUUCCCUCUUACUUUCUCUUCCACCUUCUCCCUCUUCUUCACCCUUCCCUAGUUUCUUCCUCUUCUCUCUCUCUCCCUCCUUUCUCCCUCAUGGCUGAGGAUAAGGAGAUGUCUACUUCUGUUAUCAAUGGGAAUGAUUCUCUAACUGGUCAAAUAAUAUCUACAACAAUUGGCGGUAAAAAUGGGGAACCAAAACAGACUAUUAGUUACAUGGCAGAGCGUGUCGUCGGAACUGGAUCAUUUGGAAUUGUUUUCCAGGCAAAAUGCUUGGAAACCGGAGAGGCAGUGGCCAUUAAGAAGGUUUUACAAGACCGAAGAUAUAAGAACCGUGAACUACAGUUGAUGCGUGUGAUGGAUCAUCCUAAUGUGGUCACUCUGAAGCAUUGUUUCUUUUCAACUACAAGUACAGAUGAACUUUUUCUUAAUUUGGUGAUGGAAUAUGUUCCAGAGUCCAUGUAUCGGGUCUUAAAGCAUUAUAACAACGCUAAUCAAAGAAUACCAAUCAUCUAUGUAAAACUUUAUAUGUACCAGAUCUUUAGGGGGUUGGCUUAUAUCCACACUGUUCCUGGAGUUUGCCACAGGGAUUUGAAGCCUCAAAAUAUACUGGUUGAUCCCCUUUCACAUCAAGUUAAGUUAUGUGAUUUCGGAAGUGCAAAAAUGCUGGUCAAGGGCGAAGCUAAUAUAUCGUACAUAUGUUCACGAUUCUACCGAGCUCCAGAGCUCAUAUUUGGUGCGACAGAGUAUACUACUUCAAUUGACAUUUGGUCAGGUGGCUGUGUCCUAGCUGAACUGCUUUUGGGCCAGCCAUUAUUCCCUGGUGAAAAUGCGGUGGACCAGCUCGUACAUAUUAUAAAGGUGCUUGGAACACCCACCCGGGAGGAAGUUCGAUGCAUGAAUCCCAAUUACAAUGACUUUAGGUUUCCACAAAUAAAAGCACACCCAUGGCACAAGAUCUUCCACAAAAAGAUGCCCCCAGAAGCUAUCGAUCUUGCUUCUCGGCUUUUGCAGUACUCUCCAAGUCUUCGUUGCACUGCGCUUGAAGCUUGUGCACAUCCUUUCUUCGAUGAUCUUCGAGAGCCCAAUGCCCGCCUGCCUAAUGGUCGCCCAUUUCCUCCUCUUUUCAACUUCAAACAGGAAUUAUCAGGAGCAUCACCCGAGCUUGUCAAUAAGUUGAUACCCGACCACAUAAAGCGGCAAAUAGGUCUACAAUUUGUUCAAUCAACCGGAUCAUGAUGAUACAAGCACAGGAGGAGGCAAAGUGUAUACUAGUCGAUACAUUAAAACAAAAGUGGCACCAUUAUUUUUGUCUAAGUUAUCAUGUUCUGUGGCCUGGCCAGUGUAGUGUCACGCUGAACCCGGACCGGGUGGCUGCAGUUGAUCCCUCAGUAUAUGUGUAUACCUUUUGACUAUAUCUUGCAAAAGAAUAGCUUUUUUUCCUUGAAUGUUUAUUGUAAAAUGUCUACAUGAUGUCAUGGUAUAGUUGGCCUAAAUUGGUCAGAAAAUGCUUUUGUGAGAGGAAAACCAAACAAACCCUUAUAGCUGGAUGGUGGGUCCCAUGAAAACAAAGAUGGGUAGUUUUGAUGGUAUUGAUGAUGGGCUAUGUUGGUUGUUGGGUUUGGUUUUCUUAACUCUUAUCAUGUUAAUAUGUGCUUGAUUUUAUUGCAAUGUUGCAGACCAGUUACUUUCCUUGUCAAAUGUAAUAUGAUAUACCUUUCUCUUAAA